Messenger RNA from Hyposmocoma kahamanoa, 466 nucleotides. It is a transcript of the gene Rpb10, whose product is annotated as DNA-directed RNA polymerases I, II, and III subunit RPABC5. The coding region runs from base 107 to 310 and encodes 67 amino acids. Gene Ontology annotation, cellular component: RNA polymerase III complex; RNA polymerase II, core complex; RNA polymerase I complex. The record is from RefSeq and is a predicted model, not a curated record. Gene Ontology annotation, molecular function: DNA binding; DNA-directed RNA polymerase activity; zinc ion binding. Gene Ontology annotation, biological process: tRNA transcription by RNA polymerase III; transcription by RNA polymerase II; transcription by RNA polymerase I. NCBI's taxonomy places the organism in Eukaryota, Metazoa, Arthropoda, Insecta, Lepidoptera, Cosmopterigidae. The transcript has 3 exons.
UAGCUCUGUUGUUGUUUGUACGCGAUUUUGCGCUUUAAUUAUUUUCACUAUAUUAGAGUCCACCUAACCUAAGCCUUUAUACAAGAACAAUUAUAAGAAAUUAAAUAUGAUUAUUCCGGUCCGCUGUUUCACUUGUGGUAAAGUGAUUGGAAAUAAAUGGGAGGCCUAUCUUGGAUUAUUACAGGCUGAAUAUACAGAGGGUGACGCAUUGGACGCUCUUGGUUUGAAAAGGUACUGUUGUCGACGAAUGUUGCUCGGCCACGUCGAUUUGAUCGAAAAACUUCUUAAUUACGCUCCACUUGAGAAAUAGAUGUAAUGAAUAUGUAAUUUUAAAGUAGAGUAUUGUAAAUUAUAACUUACGCGUAAGAUAAUAAAUCAUCAAUGACAUAUUUUGUUUUAAGAAUUUUUGUUGAAGCAAAUUAUUAAAAUUAUAAUAUUUUUUUUUAUGAUACCCAGUCAUGAGACG